CUUUAGACACAGAGGUUUGGCCUGCAGCCUGCUGCCAUGUGUAAUUGAUGAGGCGAGCAGCUGAGCGUGGCUCUCAGCAGCUGCAGCAGCUCUUCACCUCCAUGGAAGCAUCCAGAUCUGCUGAGCAGAGCUUGGGUUUGAGCAGCUGAUGGAGCUUAGCGUCUGGUGCUGGAGGAGCACACCACAAGCUCAUGGCCUGAUACAGACACCCUGGGGUUAAAACGCCGGCUCCUUCUCUGAGGCCUCUGUCCCUCACGUGAUAUCAGCAGAACAAGCCCAGCAGCCUUGAGUUUGAGGUCACCGCCUGACUUGUGUGCGCUCUGGACUUUUUACCGUGCGGAGCUGGGCUUGGCUGGUUCCACUGGCGGUGACGUCUCCGGUGGAGCCCUAGUUAUAGUUACCAGGCUCGGGUUCAGGGCUCAUGCACUAUUCAUGGCUGUCUCAUAUCACCUGAGCCCCACUUCACAGCGGACGUCUUCACAGCGUCAGACUGCUUCGCUCGCUCGCUCUCACAGACCCAUCCACUGACCUCUCCAGAGGAAGGAGGCCUCGGCUGGACGCGAGCUUCGUCCUCACCACCUCACCACCAUCACAGAGCCUGCGCUCGGACCACGCUCACGGCUUGGUUGUCUGCUGCUCCCAUAACGGUCAGUCUUUUGUUCUGUCACCUGUGCUUCAUCAGCUGCGCAGAUAGCAGUGACUAAAGAUGCUGAGGGAUGUCCAGGGUGGAGAUGUUACGGCGAGUGAAAGGUCUCCAGGUUAAUUGUGGAUCUGAGGUCAGCUGAUGUGAAUAAUUCAAACCCCAGUGAGGACCAGACUCAUGUCGCUGCUGAUCACUGCUGUCGGCGGCGGUAAGAGAGUCCAGGCUCCUGAGCUGAGAGAACAGGACUUCAGCACUUCAGCCACUGGAGAACACACAGGAUCAAAUACGCUGACCGAACAGCAGGAGUGUGGAUGUUCCCGCAUGACACAGAUAUAUACACCCGCAUAAAAUAACGCAUGAGGGCUUCAGCUCUGUGAAGUCAUACCACCGUGCAGCAAAUGGAAAGUGAGCUGGACUGAAGUCAAACCAAAGUGAAUGGUGAAAGCAAAAUAAAAGCCGAGCGCUGACUGAGACAGAGGAGCUCCCAUGACGUCACGAGUUCACUGCUGUGGUUGUUUCAGAGCACUGCCUCACCAUGAAGCGCAGCAAGCACCGCGGACACAAGGAGGAGCGGCACGGAGAUGAGCCCGCCAUCCUGGAGACGCAGAACCUGGACCGGGAGCUGUUCCUGAGCGGCCUCGGGGACCCGGACACCGUCUCCCUGGCCUCCGUCACGGCGGUCACCACCAACGUGUCCAACAAGCGGUCCAAGCCAGACAUCAAGAUGGAGCCCAGCGCCGGUCGAGCGGUGGAUUACCAGAUCAGCGUGACUGUGAUCGAAGCCCGGCAGCUGGUGGGGCUGAACAUGGACCCCAUGGUGUGCGUGGAGAUCGGGGAGGAGAAGAAGUACACGUCCAUGAAGGAGUCCACCAACUGUCCCUACUACAACGAGUACUUCGUCUUUGACUUCCACCUGCCUCCAGACGUCAUGUUUGACAAGAUUCUCAAGCUGUCGGUCAUCCACUCCAAAAACCUGCUGCGCAGCGGGACCCUGGUCGGCACCUUCAAACUGGACGUGGGCACCAUUUACUCCCAGCCAGAGCACCAGUUCUACCACAAGUGGGCCUUGCUGUCGGACCCGGAUGACAUCACCGCGGGGGGCAAAGGCUACAUCAAGUGUGACAUUUCCGUGGUGGCCAAAGGAGACACGGUCAAGAGUCCUCACAAGUCCAACGAGGCGGACGAGGACGACAUCGAGGGGAACCUCCUGGUGCCCGAGGGCGUCCCGGCAGAGCGCCAGUGGGCGCGCUACUACCUGAAGGUCUACAGGGCCGAGGGCCUCCCCCGCAUGAACACCAGCCUCAUGGCCAACGUCAAGAAGGCCUUCAUCGGGGAAAACAAGGACCUGGUGGAUCCCUACGUUCAGGGGAAAACCUCCGUCCAGAAGAGCUGCUACGAGCCCAUCUGGAACGAGCAGAUUGUCUUCACCGAAAUGUUCCCGCCGCUCUGCAAGCGCAUGAAGAUCCAGAUCCGCGACUCGGACAAAGUCAACGACGUCGCCAUCGGAACUCACUUCCUGGAUCUGCGAAUGAUCUCCAACGACGGCGACAAAGGCUUCCUGCCCACGCUGGGCCCCGCCUGGGUCAACAUGUACGGCUCCACUCGCACCUACACGCUGAUGGACGAGUACCAGGAGCUCAACGAGGGUCUGGGCGAGGGCGUGUCCUUCAGGGCGCGUCUGCUCAUCAGCCUGGGCGUGGAGCUCCUGGACCCCUCCUCCCCGGACAUCAGCAGCUCCACUGAGGUCCAGGUGGAGGGGGUCCCCAACAUCUCCGAGACCGCGACUGGAAAGGUUGAAGAGUUCUUCCUCUUCGGCUCCUUCCUGGAGGCCACCAUGAUUGACCGGAAGAUCGGGGACAAGCCCAUCAACUUUGAAGUCACCAUUGGUUACUACGGCAACGAAAACGACGGGGUCGUGACCCCCAAAUCUGGGAAGAAGGGAGGGAACGGAGACGAGGAGGAAACUGAGCUGAUCCACAACUCCAGCGAUGAGGAGAUGGACGACGACGGAGAUCUGACCUCGGUGGCCACCACCCCUCCCAUGAAGCCCGUCGUCACCGACCGGAAUUACUUCCACCUGCCCUACUUCGAGCGGAAGCCCUGCGUCUACAUCAAGAGCUGGUGGCAGGACCAGAGGCGCAGGCUGUACAACGCCAACAUCAUCGACAACUUGGCCGACAAACUGGAGGACGGACUGAACGACGUGCAGGAGAUCAUCAAGACGGAGAAGCCGUAUCCGGAGCGAAGGCUGCGGGGAGUUCUGGAGGAGCUGAGCCAGGGCUGCGGCAACUUUCUGGUGCUGGCCAACAAGGACCAGAACCAGUCGGGCCGGACCAAGCUGGACAGGGAGCGGCUGAAGCUGUGCAUGGCCGAAGUGGAGAGCGUUGGGCAGCAAGCCAAGGUCAUGAGGUCGCAGGUGAAGAAGAGCACGGUGAGGGACAAGAUCAAACUGGCCCACAACUUCCUGCAGAAGCUGCGCUUCAUGGCCGACGAGCCCCAGCACAGCGUCCCGGACGUCUUCAUCUGGAUGAUCAGCAACGGCAAGCGCGUGGCCUACGCUCGGGUCCCGUCCAAGGACAUCCUCUUCUCCAGCAUCCACCAGGAGAGAGGGAAGGACUGCGGCAAAGUCCAGACCAUCUUCCUGCGGAUCCCGGGGAGGAAGGGCUUCGGCCCCGCCGGCUGGACGGUCCAGUCCAAGAUAGAGAUCUACCUCUGGCUGGGGCUCAACAAGCAGCGCAAAGACUUCCUGUCGGGUCUGCCCAACGGCUUCGAGGAGAACCGGCUGUCCAAGGGGCCCGGGCUGCCCUUCUCCCCGCCCAUCAGCCUCACCUACAUGAUGAAACAGAUCUUCCAGCUGAGGGUGCACAUGUAUCAGGCUCGCAGCCUCUUCGCCGCUGACAGCACCGGCCUAUCGGAUCCCUUCGCCCGAGUCUUCUUCUCCACACAGAGUCAGGUCACCGAGGUUCUGCCCGAGACCCUGUGCCCCACCUGGGAUCAGCUGCUGGUCUUUGAAAACGUGGAACUAUUUGGAGAAGCCACGGAGCUGCGCGACGACCCGCCCAUCAUCGUGAUCGAGAUCUACGACCAGGACACAGUGGGAAAGGCCGAGUUCAUGGGCCGCACCUUUGCCAAGCCUGUGGUCAAGAUGGCGGACGAGCACUACGGCCCCCCGCGCUUCCCCCCGCAGCUGGAGUACUAUCAGAUCUACCGCGGGAACUGCACGGCCGGAGAGAUGCUGGCGGCCUUCGAGCUGCUGCAGAUCGGUCCCAACGGAAAAGCCGACCUGCCACCAAUCGAGGGUCCCACAGAUAUGGAACGCGGCCCAAUUCUACCGGUUCCUCUGGGAAUCAGACCAGUGCUCAGCAAGUACAGGAUCGAGGUGUUGUUCUGGGGACUGAGAGACCUGAAGCGGGUCAACCUGGCCCAGGUGGACCGGCCCCGGGUGGACAUCGAGUGCGCCGGGAAAGGGGUCCAGUCGGCCCUCAUCCCCAACUACAAGAAAAACCCCAACUUCAGCACCUUGGUCAAGUGGUUUGAAGUGGACCUGCCUGAGAACGAGCUGCUCCAUCCGCCUCUCAACAUCCGCGUGGUGGACUGCAGAGCGUUCGGCCGUUACACUCUGGUGGGCUCCAACGCCGUCACCAGCCUGCGCAAGUUCAUCUACCGGCCGUCGGACAAGCAGAGCCACGGCUGCUCCACCACAGAGGAGAUCGUCGUGGUCAGCAUGGAGCCAGAAGCAACCUUUAAGAAGAUGGAGACUGUGGUGAAACUGGAGUCGAGCUCCGACGCUGUGGUGAAGAUCGAAGACGACGACAAGGACGGGAAGGGCAAGAAGAAGAAGAGGAAGAAGGGCGAGGAGGUGGAGGAGGAGGAGCUGGACGAGAGCAUGCUGGACUGGUGGUCCAAGUACUUCGCCUCCAUCGACACUCUGACCGAGGCGCUCAGGGCUCAGGAGGCGGCUCUCUCGGACUCUGAGGACAAGGAGGACGUGGACCUGGCCGACGGUGCAGAUGUCAAACCUGAUGACUCUCCUGUAAAAGGCUCCAAGAGAGGAAAGGGGAAAAAGAAAAAGCCGGCACUGGAUCCUCUGGAGAAGAAGAAGCCCAAGCUGGAUGAGCUGAAGGUCUAUCCCAAAGAGCUGGAGAGCGACUUUGACGUCUUCGAGGACUGGCUGCACAGCUUCAACCUGUUCCGGGGGAAGGGCGGCGACGACGACGACCAAAACGUGGCCGACGAGGACAGGAUCGUCGGCAAGUUCAAGGGAUCCCUGUGCAUGUACAAGGUGUCGGAGGACGCGGCCAGAGAGGUGACCUUCGACUCCAGCAUGGGCAUGUUCCAGAACAUUCCUCACAACGAUCCCAUCAACGUCCUGGUCCGAGUCUACGUCAUCAGGGCCACCGACCUCCACCCGGCCGACAUCAACGGCAAGGCCGACCCCUACAUCGCCAUCAGGCUGGGCAAGACGGAGAUCAAGGACAAGGAGAACUACAUCUCCAAACAGCUCAACCCUCUGUUUGGCAAGUCAUUCGACAUCGAAGCCACCUUCCCAAUGGACUCCACUCUGACCGUCUCCAUCUAUGACUGGGACCUGGUGGGGACCGACGACCUGAUCGGAGAAACCAAGAUCGACUUGGAGAAUCGCUUCUACAGCAAACACAGAGCCACGUGCGGCAUCUCCUGCAGCUACGCCAUCCACGGUUACAACAUCUGGAGGGACCCCAUGAAGCCCACGCAGAUCCUGGCCAAGCUGUGCAAGGACGGCAAAGUGGACGGUCCUCACUACGGCCCGGGCGGACGGGUGAAGGUGGAGAACCGCGUCUUCAUGGCGCCGACAGAGAUCGAGGACGAGAACGGUUUGAAGAAGCAGACGGAGGAGCACCUGGCGCUGACGGUGCUCAACCACUGGGAGGAGAUCCCCCGCGUGGGCUGCAAACUGGUCCCCGAACACGUGGAGACCCGCCCCCUGCUGCACCCCGACAAGCCGGGAAUCGAGCAGGGCAGGAUCGAGAUGUGGGUGGACAUGUUCCCCAAGGACAUGACGGCGCCGGGCCCUGCCCUGGACAUCUCGCCCAGGAAACCAAAGAAGUUCGAGCUGCGGGUCAUCAUCUGGAACACGGACGAGGUGGUCCUGGAGGAUGACGACAUCUUCACCGGAGAGAAGUCCAGCGACAUCUUUGUGAGAGGGUGGCUGAAGGGUCAGCAGGAGGACAAGCAGGACACGGACGUGCACUACCACUCCAUCACCGGCGAGGGCAACUUCAACUGGCGCUUCAUCUACCCCUUCGACUACCUGAUGGCCGAGGAGAAGAUCGUCAUCUCCAAGAAGGAGUCCAUGUUUGCCUGGGACGAGACGGAGUACAAGAUCCCAGCUCGGCUCAACCUGCAGGUCUGGGACGCCGACCACUUCUCGGCCGACGACUUCCUAGGUGCAAUUGAGCUGGACCUCAACCGCUUCCCGCGAGGGGCCAAGACCGCCAAGCAGUGCACCAUCGAGAUGGUGACCAACGAGGCCGAGAUGCCCACGGUGUCCAUCUUCAAGCAGAAGAGGAUCAAAGGCUGGUGGCCCUUCGUCGCCCGGAACGAGGACGACGAGUUCGAACUGACCGGAAAGGUGGAGGCCGAGCUCCACCUGCUGACGGGGGAGGAGGCGGAGAAGAGUCCGGCGGGCGAGGGGCGGAAUGAGCCGGAGCCUCUGGAGAAACCCAACCGCCCAGACACCAGCCUGCUGUGGUUCCUCACGCCCUUCAAAGCCAUCAAGCACUUGCUGUGCACGCAGUACAGGUGGCUGACCAUCAAGCUGGUCAGCGCGCUGCUGCUGCUGGCGCUGCUGGGCCUCUUCCUCUAUAGCAUGCCCGGCUACAUGGUCAAGAAGAUCCUCGGGGCUUGAGGGCCCGGCCGGGGCCGCCCUCCUCGCUUAGACAUGUGACUUCAGUUCUGGAAUAAAGCGUUGUUGGGCGGCGUGUGGCUUUUCUUGGGCUGU
Molecule: messenger RNA, 6623 nt
Organism: Synchiropus splendidus (mandarinfish)
Lineage: Eukaryota; Metazoa; Chordata; Actinopteri; Syngnathiformes; Callionymidae
Product: otoferlin-like
Exons: 41
Coding region: 1179-6530 (1783 amino acids)
Biological process (GO): plasma membrane organization; synaptic vesicle priming
Cellular component (GO): presynaptic active zone membrane; synaptic vesicle membrane
Molecular function (GO): AP-2 adaptor complex binding; calcium ion binding
Source: RefSeq, a predicted model, not a curated record